AUGUCCGCUCCUGCACCGCUUGAUGCGGAAACUAGCUCCAGCUCCGCCGCCGACGACCACAUCUCUCUGCCUCUGUCGCCCGGUUCGCUUGUCGGUAUACGUACACCAAAUGCCCAAGAUGAAGACCUAGAGAGAAAUGCAGCCGCAGUCCUGCCUGCACCAUCGGAGAACCUGUGCAACAAUUUCUUCCUACAUGUUGUUGACAUGCCAUUCGACGGUAGUGACCCUACGGACGUCUUUCUUGCUAAGGAUCCUGCAAAGGACAUCAGCACAUCGUUGCGAACUCUGGGGCAACAUCCAGAACAUGUCACAAGAAUCUUUGACUACACCAUUGACAAAGAAUUAAUUCCCCCAGAAUACGAGGGCCCAAUUCGGCAAAGUUUGAUCGGGCAUAUCGCCGACGCAUACGGAAAGAUUCAUGGUGACCUGGAAUUGAUGACCAGCAGCAGCGAUAGCACAUACGAAUCGGGUUUUCCAGCGACAGAUAUUGACGCCAUAUGCUCGCAGCUAAAUCAAAAAUUGACGUCUAAUCGGUUGGAUAGGAUCCGGACUCGGACCACACUCUGCCGUGACGAGGUCAGUGGUCAGCUCCAAGCCAGGAACUCUUCCUUCUGCUGCGUUGAAGUCGAGGGAAAUCGCCUCCUCGUGAUGAUAGUGAACUAUAGCAAGGCGUCGUUUACGUUUUCAUCCCGAGCGAAAACCUUCAAUUUCUCGAACCCCCGUCUCAAAGACCGACUUCUAUCCCGCCAAGGGUGGGCCAGGCUGGUAACGGGGGCACCGAAGAUAUGUGCAGCCGCCCUCACUCCGGACUUUCUCCUCACGUCUGUGCACAUGCAACCCGCGAGAUCCUUUGAUUAUUUUGAAAUAAAUAGGGAACGGCGUCAGCUUCUCCCUAUGUUCUUGGGUAUCCCUCAUGCUUACAAAAAAAUUCUCCGCGGGUCGGACGCGGAAGUCGCCUACCAGCCUCAAACAUGUGCGGGGAUUCUACAAGACGUGCAGGACGUUACAGAGGCGAUUCUUUUCCUCCUCACUGUUCUCAACCUAGUCUCGUCUGGUAGUCAGAUCAACUUCGAGAGCAUUCAUAGAAUGCAAUAUCUGAAGAUCAGGGAGAUAUGCUCCCAACGCCGCCUCAAUUGCGAGAGAAGAAUCGAGCGGAUCAGUCGAACCCUGGAAACGCGGAACAAGCUUCUGAGCAUGCGCGAAUCCACGAGUGUGAAGAGGUUGACAAUCCUCGCGGCAAUAUUUCUCCCUGCGUCUCUGGCCUCGUCCUUUCUCAGCAUGUCGACAAGGUUUCACGAGCUCGGCCCCAUCCUCUUUGACUGGCUGGGCGGCUUCGUCCUCAUCAGUUCGGUCACCGUUGUCGUGUACUUUGCCGUCAAGGUGAUAUUGCACCUCAGAUCCAAAGGCUGGCGGGUAUACCGGCCACGAAGGGCUUAUUGGGCCAUCGGCGGCAAGUUGGAUAACGGUCUGGAGAAGCUGGGUGCGAGGGUAUCGGCCGCUCUCCAGCUCUCAUUGCACCUGUCUAUCUGGGCCCUCGUUUUGGCCUCCUUUAUUUUGGGCAUGUUUCGGAGCAUCAGUCUUGGUAAUGAAGUUUUGUUCUAUGGUGAUCCGAGUGAUGAGGAGGAUGACAAGGGGUUAAAUGCAAGGCUGUAA
Fonsecaea multimorphosa CBS 102226 is the source of this 1653-nucleotide messenger RNA. RefSeq lists its product as uncharacterized. The transcript has 3 exons. Bases 1 to 1653 code for a protein of 550 amino acids. NCBI's taxonomy places the organism in Eukaryota, Fungi, Ascomycota, Eurotiomycetes, Chaetothyriales, Herpotrichiellaceae. The record is from RefSeq and is a predicted model, not a curated record.